AUGGCGAAUAACAAAAUCCCAGUUUACUUUUUUAGCCAUGGAGGGCCAACCGUCCAGUAUGAUACGGACCACCCAGCUUACCCAGUCCUUCAGAACAUUGGAAAGGAGAUAACCGAGAAGGUAAAGCCUAAAGCUGUCGUUGUCUUUUCAGGUCACUGGGAGGCCGGAAGUAAUUUAAUUGAGGUGAACACCGCCGAACACACAGAUUUGAUCUACGAUUUCUAUGGGUUCCCUCCCGAGUUCUAUAAGGCCCAGUACCCAAAUAGGGGAAGCCCCGAGCUAGCCUCUCACAUCCUCGAUCUCCUGACCAAGGCUGGAAUCAAGGCGAAGGGGGUAACCAGGGGUCUUGAUCACGGUGUAUGGUCGGGGUUCAACGUCGCCUUUCAUCCUCAGGAUAAUCCCCUCAACGUUCCCUUGGUCCAAGUGAGCUUGUACGCCAACCAAGAUGUCGACAUGCAUUAUCGGCUAGGGCAAGCAGUCGCCUCCCUGCGUGAUGAAAACAUCCUCAUCAUCGGCGCUGGAAUGUCGGUACAUAACCUCAGGGACUAUAUGGUGACGCAAGGCGACCCGAGGCCAUUGCCCUACGUGGCAUCAUUUGACGAGGCACUAAAGGAGGCCGUCGAGUCUCCUCCGAGCGAACGUCAGGCUCGCAUGAGCGAAAUUGCUAAACGGCCAGAUGCUAGACAAGCCCAUCCGCGCUUUGAUCACUUAAUGCCUGUCUAUGUAGCGGCUGGCGCAGCUGGUGAUGAUGUAGGCAAGAGGACAUGGACACUACACGAAGGUAGUAUGGGAUGGGCCCAGUAUAGGUUCGGGAAAGUCCCUGCAUCAUAG
Molecule: messenger RNA, 831 nt
Organism: Annulohypoxylon truncatum
Lineage: Eukaryota; Fungi; Ascomycota; Sordariomycetes; Xylariales; Hypoxylaceae
Product: Extradiol aromatic ring-opening dioxygenase
Exons: 5
Coding region: 1-831 (276 amino acids)
Molecular function (GO): zinc ion binding; oxidoreductase activity, acting on single donors with incorporation of molecular oxygen; ferrous iron binding
Source: RefSeq, a predicted model, not a curated record